AUGAUUCUAACAUCAGCAUACAUUCUUGUUUUACUCAGCAUAACUGGUCUUGUAUUAACUAAUCCUGUUCAAUACACAUCAUCAAAUGAAGAAUCUGAAAAUAUUACAUUAGCUCCAGCUAUCGAUAGAGCUGAAAAAACGCUGGAACAUUAUUCUCAUUUAAUCAGUUCCGAUACUGAUCAUCUUGUUUAUGGCAUAUUGCAUGUUUUAAGGAAAGAUCCAACAGCAAUUACAUUUAUUCCAUAUGAUGCAAUGGAUAUAGUAUUCAAAAAAGUGGCAGAAAAACUGGGUUACGAUGCCGUUGAAACUAUAUCAAAACCUAUUCUAUUGUCACUUGAAGAAAAGGAUAGACAACCAUCAACAUUUAAAUUAACCGAUGAAACAAGGGAAAAAAUUGAAGAAGAUUUGGACAACUUUUUUUAUAAACAAGCCUUUGAUCAUCAUAUGUGA
Molecule: messenger RNA, 450 nt
Organism: Rotaria socialis
Lineage: Eukaryota; Metazoa; Rotifera; Eurotatoria; Philodinida; Philodinidae
Source: the annotation of a GenBank genome assembly